Molecule: messenger RNA, 573 nt
Organism: Lachancea fermentati
Lineage: Eukaryota; Fungi; Ascomycota; Saccharomycetes; Saccharomycetales; Saccharomycetaceae
Source: the annotation of a GenBank genome assembly
AUGAAUCCUCAAGUGUCUAACCUAGUCAUCAUGUUGGUGAUGAUGCAAGUCUCGCGUCGUUUGGAUAUGGAGUCUCCAGACGUGAUCUUCUACGUCAGAGUCGCGUACUGUUCGUCCGUGUUCGCCGCAUGGGCCAUCUACCAGUACACCAGAGGAUUGAUCGUCAAGAAGAACGACUUGACCACAUUGAAGUUCGUGGCUCCUCCAAACGCCAUGGCUGGUGAGAGCGAGGGCAAGUUGCAGGUUACCACUGUCAGAGACUACGACUUGAAGGAGCUUGACGCUGCCGUCAAGUCGAUCUACACCGGUCUUGCCAUGAUGGGCUUCAUGCACUUGUACAUGAAGUACACUAACCCAUUGUUGAUGCAGAGCAUCUCGCCCAUCAAGUCUGCGCUCGAGCACAACGAGAUCAAGAUCCACUUGUUCGGCAAGCCUGCCACCGGCGACCUCAAGAGGCCAUUCAAGGCCCCAUCCUUGUUCGGUGGCUUUGGUGCCCAGCCAGAGGCUAAAACUGACAAGAAGUCCAUUGAGGAGGCUGAGAAGGCUGGUACUGGCGGUGUCAAGGCCGAGUAA